Molecule: messenger RNA, 1994 nt
Organism: Adelges cooleyi (spruce gall adelgid)
Lineage: Eukaryota; Metazoa; Arthropoda; Insecta; Hemiptera; Adelgidae
Product: probable methylthioribulose-1-phosphate dehydratase
Exons: 12
Coding region: 338-1696 (452 amino acids)
Cellular component (GO): cytoplasm
Molecular function (GO): methylthioribulose 1-phosphate dehydratase activity; metal ion binding
Source: RefSeq, a predicted model, not a curated record
UAUAAUUAAGAUGUUAGUAAAUGACAGUAGGGAACAGGGAACCCAAUUUAAGUCCAAACUGCAGUUAUCGCUAAUCUUUUAUCAGUUAGAUUACUCAUCAGUUAUUACGGGACAAGUAUUUAUGUUUAUAAAUCCUAUGAGAAACAGUAGAAUUUAGAAAAGUGAAAACUGAAAUAGUAAAAAUACUGACGCUAACAGUUUUGAUUUUUCCGUUUUCGAAUUUGGAGUUUCUUUAGCAAAUCUUCAUAGUCUGUGUAAUUAGCAUGCAUUAUUUGUUGAUGUCCGUAAAAUUACCAAUGAUCUAAGAAUUGUUUGAUUUUUUUUUAAAACGAUUAAAAUGGACAAUUCAAUUGAUCAGCUUCACAAAAGUCGAUUUGGUCGAGUAUCGAGCAAACGAAAAUUCAGUGACGAAUAUUUAACUUAUGAAAAUGGUACAAUUAAUGUUGGCCAAUUAGAAAAAAAAAAUAAGCCUAUAUCCGAAUCGACAAAUAAUGGUACUUUGAAAGCAAAUAGUAGUACCUAUAUAAUCGAUUAUGAAAUCGGUGAUAUCGUUUGGGCAAAAAUGGGUAAAUUUCCUGUAUGGCCUGGAAUUGUUACUCAUGAUCCAGAUUCCAAUAUAUACUUUAAAGGAGAUGAUGAUUCACUUAUGUUUCAUUUAUACUUUUGCAAUGAUAUGCAAAAAAGAAGUUGGAUAAAAAAAUCUCAAAUUUUCGAAUUUGGUGGAAGAAAAAAAAUUUUAACCAAAUAUCCAAAGUUAAAUAGUCAAAUAGUCCGUAGUAAACUUAAACUAAAAUGGAACAACGCCGUAGACGAAGCUGAAUAUUUGGCAACUAUGAGCAAAGAAGAAAGAAUAACAGCGUUCUUUGUAAAUAAUCUUUUGCCUAAAAGUAAUUUGGGACUGACAGAGAAAUUAAAACGUGAGGACAAAGUGAAUCCUAAACCUAAUAGCAGUUCUACUAAGGUUGUGCUUUCUACUAGAUAUACGAUUAAAACUUCACCGAAAAUAGAACCAAAACUCGAAAACAAAUAUGACAACAAAAAUUAUAUAGUAAAGGUAAAUUACGAAAAAGAACAUCCCCGAGUUUUGAUCCCGGAACUUUGUAAGCAAUUUUACUCAAAUGGAUGGGUUACUGGUACUGGAGGCGGUAUCAGCAUCAAAUAUAAAGACCAAAUAUUUAUUGCUCCGUCUGGAGUUCAAAAAGAACGAAUGGAACCAGAAGAUCUUUUCGUCCAAGAUGUGAAUGGAGAAGAUGUACAAUGUCCACCUCCGGAGAAGCAGUUUACUAAAAGUCAAUGUACCCCAAUUUUCAUGUGUUCCUAUAUUGAACGGCAAGCGGGAGCAGUUAUUCAUACACAUUCUCCGGACGUUGUUAAACUUAGUUUAUUAAACCCAGAAAACGAGGUGCGAAUAAGUGGCCUAGAGAUGAUCAAAGGUAUUUACAAUGAGGAGCAAGGACGGUUUUACAACAACGACGAAGAUGUUAUUAUACCGAUCAUUGAAAAUUCAAAAUUUGAACGGGAUUUAGUCGAAACAUUUCAACAAGCUCUAAAGAAAUAUCCUGCUACUUCUGCCGUUCUUGUUCGUAAUCACGGCAUGUACGUUUGGGGAAAAGAUUGGAAAACUGCAAAAACUCAGUGUGAAUGUUACGAUUAUUGUUUUAAUAUAUUGGUGUUCAAGAAGACCAACAAUAUUUAAAUACGUACAAUGUUAAUCGAUUAAAGUACUCCAGCAGAAGAUUUUUUUCAGGCUAAAAAUGUAUUUAUCAACUAUUUAGAUGUUGAUUAAUGUUUUUUAUGAAUAAUGCAUAUGAGUUUCAAAUAGAUAUUUAUGAGUUCAUGUCCAUUAUAAUGUGUUUAUUUUUAUAACAUUCUUGCCUUUUAAACAAAAGUACUCACAAAUUAUAUUAUACUUUAUUGUUAUUCAUUGCAGUUAUUAUUUUAUUAAUAAUUAAAGACAAGAACAUUUAUUUAUUUUAUAUUAUACUACAAUAAUA